Brenthis ino (lesser marbled fritillary) is the source of this 930-nucleotide messenger RNA. The record is from the annotation of a GenBank genome assembly. NCBI's taxonomy places the organism in Eukaryota, Metazoa, Arthropoda, Insecta, Lepidoptera, Nymphalidae.
AUGUCUUUGAAUACUGCCCACGCCGAUCACGGAGUGCUAAUUCAUGCUGGUGAAUGCAUUAUUCUAUUUUCUGAUAAUGUGUCAGUUGAGUUCUAUGGAAAUGAAACACAAGAAUUUAAAGGAACAAAGAAUGGUCGUAUGUAUCUUACCAGCCACAGAAUGAUUUAUAACUCAAAGAAUAAUUCAGAUCCGCUCAGAUCAUUUAGUUUUCCUUUCAUUGCACUUCAAGACGUGACUGUUGAGCAACCAAUGUUUGGUGCUAAUUAUAUAAAAGGCAAAGUCAGAGCACAACCUAAUGGCAAUUUUAUUGGUGAAGUAAAAUUUAAAUUAACAUUUAAGUCUGGAGGAGCCAUAGAAUUCGGACAGGCUAUGCUGAAGGCUGCACACCUUGCGUCACGGCACAUGUCGCCCAACGCGCCGCCGCCGCCGUACGCACCGCCCACCGGCCCCUGGCACGCCGCGCCGCCCCCCGCCUACGCGCCGCCCCCACAGGGAUACUAUGGCUGGGUGCCACCAUAUAGUGCAUUCCCUGAUCAACCAUCACCAAACUCAGUAUUUGUAUCGAGUAGUCCCCCACCAUAUCCGGGUGUAAUGGGCACUGCCUAUCCACCCGGUGCAGGAUUUCCUGGAGCAAGUGGACCGAGUCCAACAGGUGCGAAUGGUUUUCCGGGUAACAUGGCCCCGGGUUACCCUGGUAACGUUCCCCCUGGCUACCCGGGUAAUGCGCCGCCUGGUUACCCAGGUAACAUGCCCCCAGGUUACCCCGGCGGCUUUGCGUCAGCACCCAACAUGUCAUCAAGUGAUGCGAAGGCAGCAGAAGCAGCACAGAGUGCCUAUUACGAUCCCAAUAAGCCCCAGACUGCUUAUGUACCACCACCAUACAAUGAUCAACCGCCGACUUAUCAGGAGUCUACAUCGAAAAAAGACAAC